Messenger RNA from Numida meleagris (helmeted guineafowl), 996 nucleotides. RefSeq names its product proto-oncogene Mas-like. Gene Ontology annotation, cellular component: membrane. The coding region runs from base 82 to 996 and encodes 304 amino acids. NCBI's taxonomy places the organism in Eukaryota, Metazoa, Chordata, Aves, Galliformes, Numididae. The record is from RefSeq and is a predicted model, not a curated record. Gene Ontology annotation, molecular function: G protein-coupled receptor activity. The transcript has a single exon. Gene Ontology annotation, biological process: G protein-coupled receptor signaling pathway.
UCCUCCGCAGUGCCCCCACCCUGCUCCCUGCCCCAUCCCGCUGACCCCCCUCUCUGCCCACAGCCGGGACCACCUCAUGCCAUGGAGCCCAACCACGCAACCCCGUCCCCUGCGCUGCCAACAGCCGACGAAGGGAACAUGUGUGAGAUGGAUGUCUUUGAUGCAGCCGUGGAUGGGGCCACGCUGCUCAUCAGCCUGUGCGGGCUGGUGGGUAACGGGGCCGUGCUCUGGUUGCUCGGCUGCCGCAUCCGCAGGAACCCCAUCACCGUCUACGUGCUCAAUCUGGCCGUGGCCGACUUCACCUUCCUCCUCUUCACCCUCUCCUCCGCCCUCCUCUAUCUCCUGGACAACUACUUCUGCUCUGCGCUGCCCUCCUUAGUGAAGCACUUAAGAGCGCUCCUCCUGCUCUCGCUAUUUGCCCACAACAUGGGCAUGUACCUGCUGGCGGCCAUCAGCGUCGAGAGGUGCAUGUCCAUCCUGUGCCCGCUCUGGUACCGCUGCCACCGCCCCCAGCACCUGUCAGCCGCGGUGUGUGCCCUGCUCUGGGCCCUCUCCAUCUCUGUCAUUGCCACCGUGACGUCCCUGUGCCUGUCGCACCAGCAAGAGCAGUGCCGCCUGGCGCUCAUCGCCAUGUACAUCCUCAACUUCCUCAUCUUUGCCCCAUCCAUGGUCAUUUCCAACGUCAUCCUGCUCAUUAAGGUGCUGUGCGGCUCCAGGCAGCGCCAGCCCAGGAGGCUCUACAUCGCCAUCUUCCUCACGGUCCUCUUCUUCCUCCUCUUCGGAGUCCCCCUCAGCGUCUGGAAUUUCAUGCAGCAUUUCAGCGAUGCCUUGGGGCAGCACCAGGUGGUCGUCCUGCUUGCCUGCAUCAACAGCAGCGUCAACCCCUUCAUCUACUUGCUGGUGGGCGGCGGCAGGAGGCACUGCUCCUUGGCGUCCCUCCAGGUCGCCUUCCAGAGGGUCUUCGAGGAGACUGGGGUCACUGUGAUCAACACCUGA